UUACUGUCAGUGUGGUCAGCUGAUUCCUGCCAAGGAAUCAACAAACGACAAACUCUAAUUGAAAUUAAUUGCAAUAUUUCAACAUUUCAUUGAAUAUGAAUUAUAAAAACUAACUCUAAAUUUAAGGAAUAUGAAUCUACAUCAAAUUGUUAGUGGAGCUUGUAAUGCAGGCGAUAAAUGUUUUGCUGUGGGAAGUGUGGAAGGUGUCCCAUUUACAGCCUAUGCAGCUGGAUGUAAUAUAGUUUUGUUGGCUCCUACUUUUGAACGAGUGCAAAUUAUUCCAGGAGCUGUGCAUGAUUACAUUAGAAUCACAGCUAUUGAUUGUUCUAGUGAUACUGGUAAAAUUGCAGCAGCUUAUGAUAACACUGUUUGUAUAUAUGAGCCAACACCUUUAAUAUCUAAUAACUCCUCCCAUGGUCUGGAUUAUCGCUGGGUUCAAACUGGUACUUUCAAAACUGAAUCCACUAUCAAAACAUUAAGUUGGAACCUUGAAGGUACAAGACUAUUAACAGCUGGUGAACAUGUGCAGUUAUGGCAUCUCAAAACAUUUGCUCCUGAGGAAAAAGAUGAUACACAAAAUGAAGGUGUUACCUUCACUCUUGGUGGCGAAACAAAUGAAACCUCUGAAGGAGGUGAUGCUGAAGAUUCGGAUAAAACACCUUCAGAAGCAUCAGAGGCAUUAAGGACCAAACCAAAAACUCCAAAACCUGAACAAUCAUGGCAGUGUGUAUGGAAAGCAACAACAGCAAUUCCUGUGCAACAUUUGGCUUUCAGCCCAGAUGGUACGUUAUUUGCAACUUGUGGAGAGGAUGACAGACUUGUGAAGAUUUGGUAUGAGAACAAACAAUUUUUAUUCACUUCAAAGUCAUCUGAAGAGCCAAGGGAGUUAGAAUACACAUUUGUUUACAUUGCUCAUCCUAGAGCUGUAACACACUUGUCUUGGAGGACUACCAGCAAAUACAUGCCAAAAGGGUCAGUUUCAAAUAUGUUGGUAACAUCAUGCAAAGAUAAUAUCUGCAGAUUGUGGGUUGAGACUGUGCUUCCAGAAGAUGGUUUAGUUAAUUUAUCUCAGUUAGAUCCCCAAGCUAACCAUCCAAAAUUUAGAACACAUCGACACAAGCAUAGAUUUCUGAUGAGAUUGAAACAUAUGAAGACUUGCUUCCACAUCCGUCGUCAUGCAAAGCAUCAGGCACAAGGAACUAUUGGUACAUCUCCUCCAAUACCUACAUUACCAUCAACUUACAGUGUGCAUGAUUUUCAUUCAUAUGGAUACCACGGCACAGGAGUAACUCCUGGAUUACAUUUUCAUUUGGCUGCCAGUGUGAAUGCCGAAACUGAUAUUCCUCUGGUGCCAAAUAUUAGUUUUUGCAAUCCUAGACCUGCUUUUGUUCUACAUUGGCUUGACAACAAAGAAAUGCACUUCAGUCUGCAAGCUGAAUCCUUAUUGGAAGAAUACACCAAACGUACGUCGGUUCAUAUGGAAGAUCACACAGAGGAACCUUUAGAAUCAGGAGGAUCUGAUGGAUUAGAUGCUCGUAUAGAAACACUCUUGAGGGAUUGGCAUCAUAGUCCUGAUUUAUUGUUCAGUAUACACCCCUUAGAUGGAAGUUUUCUUAUAUGGGUAAUUGAGUGGUUGGAUGAAUAUCAUCCAGGCUCUUUCAGACAAGCACAGGUUUCAUUUUCCACACGAAUUCCUCAAGCCUUUCCCAUAGGUGAUUCUAUGAGUAUGUCCACAACAGUCAGUUUAUAUCAUGCAGCACCUUUAUUAAAACAUUUAGUGAAGGAUUGUAUCAAUAAAGAUAAUCUUCCUAUCAUCAAAGAAUCAAAUGAAAAUAAGAAAAUUUCAGAGGAGCAGCAAGUUAAGGAGGAACAGGCAGGCACUUCCCCACAUGUAUCUUUAGUUACUAAACAUGAUAAUGGUACUUUGAAUUUGUGGGAGUUAACUUUUGCCGAAAAUACGAAGUUCAGUCAAGUACUCAGUAUAGGGCACAGGAGUCGUGCUUCUGGACACAGGUUUAGAGUUAAUGAUAUUACAUGCCAUCCAGUUCUACCUUUAUUACUCACUACUAGUCAUCACAAUAUUGUUGAUUCCAAUAAAACAGAAAGCAAGAGUGGAUUUUGUAGCGAGCUGAUUUUAUGGAGAGUAGAUGCAGUUGGUCCUCUAUCUAAAUCUGGAGGCAUUUCAGAAUUAGCAAGAAUAAGCUCCCCAGAACCAUCUGCUUUUAGUAAUGUUGCAUGGAUUCCAACUCUACUACCAUCAAGUACACUAGGAACCUUUUCAAACUCCCCAAGUGCUUGCUUUGUUGCUUCUGAUGGUCAUUGCUUGAGAGUUUAUCAAGCUGUAAUUGAUGCCCGUACUUUACUUGCAGAGCUCUCAGUUAAAGAAAAUCGUAAAAAUGAAGAUAAUGAAAGUGCCAUGUCUGACUUGUCCUCAAUGGAUGAAGCUACCUUACUUGAAAAUAUAAACAUUGUAUCGCAACAAAGUACAUCCAGACCAGGGUGUAUAAUUCAAUUAGAAACUAUUUCGGAAGCUAUUCAAUGGCACAACACUAUUUUCCUUCAUGUUUAUCAAGAACAGCUAAUUACUGGACAAAGAACUACUCCUAUAAACUUAUCUGGAAAUGAUGCUAUGGUUGAUCUACAGCAAUCCACGGUUUUCGAAGAACCAUUUUUCAUAGUCCUGCUAGAUUGUACAGAUCAGAAUACCAUCAUUCAUAUGUGGAAGUUGGUAAUUGCAUCUAAUGAAGGUGAAAUGUCUCUAACAGGAAGUCAAAUGUAUGUACCUGAUUGUAAUCUAGUUCAGGAUGAAAAUGAUCUGUCGAGGAGAAAUAGUUUGGAAUCUCUACAUUUGAAACAUGCAAAAGUUACGCCGCAUAUCAAUAUCACAACCAGAAGAGAAGUUAAACAGAUUCUUCCUAUACCAGAGGGCGUUGAAAUCGUUCAUGCAGCUCCUGCAGCUGGACACUUGAGUUCAGCAUCGAUAUAUCCUGCUUGUUUAGCGCCAUAUUGCUUUGCAACAGCUUGCAGUGAUGGAAUAAUUAGGUUUUGGUCUGUUUCUAGUGACAUACAAACAGUCAAACAAUAUAAUCACAUGAUGCUUGAAGAAAAUGGUGAAAAAGUUGAUACAAAGAAGGUAUGGGUUGAAUGGAAUAUGCACAAGGAAUCAGCUAUAGAGAUAGAAGGACAGGUUCUUAAUAUUAGUGUCGCUUACUCAGGCAGGUUAGCGUGCGCAUAUAAAUAUGGAAAAAGCUUCACAAGACCAAAUAAAAAUGAUCAUGACUCAAGAUAUAUUAAUUUAUGUGUUGCAAUUUAUGAAUGUGAAAGCACUGGUGGUACAGAAUGGAUACUUGAAGAUGUAAUCCAUUUGAAGAAUAUUGUUUUGCCUAAAAUAAAUAUAGAUAGGCAUCUUGAUUUGAGCUACCUAUAUGAUUCAAGGACUUUAAAAAAGAAGCAACAGAGAUUGAAUGAGGUUUUACAUACUCUAGCUGAAGAUCGACCUAACACUUUAUCGGCAGAACCAAUGAAACCUACUUUAUUAGCAGUUCCAAGCUUUACUACACUUCAAUCACUUAGAAAAUCCAUUGCUGAAAUGGGAAAUAUUUGUCCAAUAACUCAAAAGCAUAUUGUCCAACUAGAUUGGGUGUCUUGUGAAGAUGGAUCUCAUAUUCUUACUGUAGCAUGUGGAAGUAAGAUUAUGCUCUACACACCUCUUUCUACUGACUUAGCACAAGCUAAUGUUAAAGCAAUGAAAGAAUCUAUAAGUAAUUAUCGCCCUAUUUUGAGAAAGGCUAGUUCUCUUGCACAACCUAUGUUUGUUGACGAUUUCAAAUGGAUGACUUUAAGGAAAAUUGAACUAGAAACAGCUGACGGCUUACCUGCUCUACCCAUGCAAAUUAGUUGGGUCAGAGAUGGUAUAUUAGUGGUGGGAAUGGACUCUGAAAUGCAUGUUUAUACUCAGUGGAAACCUCAAAAUUGUGACCAGAAAACAGAGACAGAUGAAAUAGAUUGUAGAGCAGGAAGAGAGGUUGAUUUUAGGACUUUAACUCAAGAGAACCAAAGAAAGCUUGCAGCAGUACCAACUUUAGGAAGGAUUAGUUCAGUAAAUCUUCAAAUCUUAGACAGAAAGAGGGCAAAUAAAGACAUAAAUAUUGAUUAUAUGCCUGACUACGGAUUGUUCGAGGCAUCAAGAAUAGCCUGUCCAGUUUUACCACAAUAUCAUCCAAAACAAUUGAUGGAAUUGCUUAAUUCAGGAAAAAUACGUUGGGUGAAGGCAAUUUUGGGCCAUCUUGUUAAGUGUAUUGGUGGUGCUACACAAGACACUCCAGAAGAAAUACAAAAUUGGGCAAGAGCUAGAACUUUAUCAGUCAGUUACCCUGCUGGUAGUCCUGAACAUAGGGCAAGCAUAGGAGAAAUUGCUUUAGAUUAUGAUGAAAUACAAAAUAUUGCGCCUUUACCAUUAUGGACACUUUUGGCGGCAGACAAAGAGAGACCAGUUGUCCAGGAAGAAAAAAAAGAUUACAAUGAACUUUUCGAUAACAAUGUAGUAAUGGAAGAAUCAUUGGAUACUCUUUUGGAAGAUCAAGAAGUUUCAAGACUUGAAAGACGUCCAUCUGAAAGACACGUCGGUUUAACACAUUUUACUCCUAAACAAGGACGUAUUUUGUCUCGUCUUCUAACACAUAUGCAUUUACCAGGCCUUUCAAGUUUGGAUCAGAUGCAUUUAUUAGCUCUUGCUGACACUGUAGCUACUUGCAACACUGAUUUAGCUGAAAGAUUUGCCAUUGAUGCUGCUAAGUCGGCAAUGGCGAAAGAAAAUCUUGUAGGCCAGCCAGAUGAAGUUAUUGCAGAUUCUUUAGAUGACUGUGGACUUAGAUUUUUAUUGGCCAUGAAGCAUUAUGGUUACUUAUUAAGAUGUCUUCCAUUGGCACAAAGAGCUCAGUUCCAGAAGCAAGGAGUUGGAACAAAUAACUUAGCUUGGGCUUUCCAUUCAGAAAGUCAAGAAGAGCUUUUAAAUCUCAUUCCCAGCUAUGCAAAAGCAGAGCCUACUUGGCCUACUUUGAGAGAAUUAGGAGUUGCUUGGUGGAUAAGAAAUAUGAGUCUCUUGAAACAGUGUGUCCAAGUACUUGCUAAAGCCUCUUUCCAAGCUAAACAAGAUCCGAUGGAUGCAGCCCUUUACUAUUUAGCCAUGAAUAAAAAAAGUUUACUGUGGGGACUUUAUAGAUCUAAACAUGAUGAGAGAAUGACCAAUUUCUUCUCAAAUAACUUCAGCGAAGAAAGAUGGAGAAGAGCUGCUUUGAAAAAUGCCUAUGCAUUAUUGGGAAAGCAAAGAUUUGAUCAUGCUGCAGCUUUCUUUUUACUUGCUGGAAAUCUCAAGGAUGCUGUUGAAAUAUGUAUUAAUCGUUUAAAUGACAUUCAAUUAGCUAUUAUUAUCAUUCGGUUGUACGAAGGAGAUGAUAAUAUGCUAAAAAAGUUACUCUAUACAGAGAUAUUAGGGUGUGAUGAAGAUGGUAACAAUCAAGAUAUUUGUAAAGCACAUCCUGAUCCAUUUUUGCGUUCUAUGGCCUUGUGGACAUUGAAAGAUCAUCAAGCUGCACUUAGCACACUGUUAAUAGGAAAUGCUGGAACACAACACAAAUACCAUGAUGAUGAAACAAAAGAACCAAGAGAAACUAAUCCUAAUGUAUUUAAUUUCUAUAUUUACUUAAGAACCCAUCCUCUUUUGAUUAGACAGCAUGUUGCCAGUAGAGGACAAAGAAAAGUGUGGUUGCAUGGUGGAAAACAAGUGGUAGUGGAAGAAUCAAUUACCCCUUUGGAGAGACAGCUCUACUUCACUACUGCUCAUGGUCAUUUCAGAGCCGGAUGUCCAGCGUUAGCUCUGGAAGUUUUGUCGAAACUUCCAUUAGUUGUUGCUGAUCCUAAAAACACUCCAGCUUCAACACCAAAGGAAAUCAAAACUAUACCUGAGAUAGACACUGGUAUUCUCAGUUGGGAUGGUGUAAAGCUUGAAAGUAAUCAAGAAUCCUGUGCAGUGGAUUGGGGUGCCCCCGUUACUGGUUUUGGCGUGAAAACUGAUGAUUUUGAACUCAAAUGGAGUGAUGAUGAAGAUGAUAAGGAUUCUGACGGUUCAGAUGGUAUGAUAAGUAUGAACAUAGAUGGUUCUAAAAAGGAAACAACCUCAGAAAUUGAACCUGAUAAUGUAGAUAAGGAAGAUGGAUAUCAACAAAUUGAUAUCAUGGCACAACAGUUGAAAUUUGUAGCCUGCCUUAAAAUACUCAUGGAAGAACUUUCUACAUUAGCCACUGGAUUUGAAGUUGAUGGUACUCAAUUUUUUUUGCCUUCAGGGAUAACAGGUGGUCAGCUACGGUAUCAACUUUAUAUUUGGCUAGAAAAAGAAGUUGAAGCCCUAAGACAGCUUUGUAACUACAGUCCAACUGAAAUAUCUGAAUUGGCGGAUUUGGAACAAGAGCCUGAGCCUGGCGAAGUAAAUCCUAGGCCUACUCUUCACGAAAUUUUGAUUCAAGAAAAACUUGAUUUCGAAGCCAAAGUACAGAGGGCAGUUAAGAGGAGAAUGUGGCUAAGAGCGAACGAAACUCUUUUGAGAACACUGUUGAGUUAUUGUUCUUUGCAUGGAGCUACUGGAGGUUUAGCUUCAGUAAGAAUGGAAUUGGUAUUAUUGUUGCAAGAACUUCAACAAGAGAAAACCCAUCAUCAGCUCUUGAGUCCAUUACCUUUUCCAACAAGUUUACCAUUACUUGCAGCUAGUGUUGCUAGUAGUAAGACUGUUAUAGCAGAUCCAAUAAGAUAUUUACAAUGCCUCACCCAUGAUAUGCUCCACACAAUGGUGGAACUUGCUCAACCUGGAAUGGGACAAAGUCAACUUCUGGUACUUAGAGAUCUUGCCAUAGCAUUAUCUGCUUGUAUUUAUCAAUCUCUAUGUGAUUCAGAUACAUUCAAAAGUAGUUUUCAAGAUGCCAAGGAUGCUUGUGCAACUCAUCUGGUGGGAAAAAGAAGAAGAAUUUCAAUUAAUGAGGGUCAUCAUAUAACAACUUUACCUUCUAAAUGGCCUGGAGUUACUAGCUUGAGAUCGUUGUUAGCCAGAGAAAAAGACGAAGAUACACCAAGACUGAAUGUUGUGUUGUGUGAGGCUUUUACGGCAACUUAUUUAUCUUUACUUCUCUACGGGCUCUGUACAUGUGAUUGCAUUAUAUUGUAUCAUGUGACAGGGCAGAAAUUUACUCAAGAAGUUUGGGGGCUACUAUUUGGUGGUGGAAUAAAAAAAUUGUUGAGAACAGCAAGUGUCUCUGGUUCUACUGGAACAAAUCAGUCCCAAUCUGCUACACCUACCGAAGAAAUAGGAGGAGCAACAAACUGGUUGAAUAAACAGAGAGUAAAGCUCAAUACUAAGCUUUUAGGUCAUCAACCUUCAAUAAUGAAAGAGGAUAAACCCACAUACCGUGAACAAUUCUUGCCACCACAAAUGAGUAUACUGGCUUAUUUAUUGACAAAGCCGGAGACAUUAGCUGAUAUAGAAGAAGGAUCUAGUGAUUCAGAAAGCGAUGAUGAAGAUGUUUUUGACAACAAUGUUCGUGCAUUAUCAUCAACGAAUACCGAACAUUCGGAUCCAAAUUCAUACUCUUGGCUUGUGCUUAAAUUAGCUAGUCUGAGGAUAGCUCAAAUGAAGCUCAAUGAUUUCUUAACUAUUGCAGGCAUUGAAUCUUCUGAACUACCAGUUGCGAGUCCAUUGAUUCACUCCUGCUUGAGAAGAAUCUCGAAUUGGCAAGAAAAAUUGAAGAGAGAACUUGACAUGAGACAAACUCCACUGGAAUACAUCCCAGGAUGUUUUGUAGAGAGUACAUAUGGACCACCAAUUCAGAAAUACAGACAACUAUUAGAGCCCCAAAAUACACCCUUCAGUACAAAAAAUUCUGCUGCUGCAGCUCGUCGUCUAUGGACCUACCUGGUUCAUCAAGAAGGAGUCCAAGAUAUAUUCAUAAGAGCAGUAUUUGGAAAGAGACGUUCUUCUAAUUCUAUAGAUGGUGAUUCUCCUCAACCGGAACCACCAGUCCAAGAGCCUGUGCGUAUUAUCCAUAAGGAGCAAGAUUCCAUUGCUUCCUUCAGUUUGAAUCAGGUUUCAACUGGAUUGAUUGUUAUUGCAACCCCUAGGGAAUUACAAGAAAUGGACAUAUCCCUACUUCUAGAACUACCUGCUUGGUUAGAGGAUGAAUGUGAAUUGGAUAUUCUGAAUAUGAAUAAAGAAAUAGUUGAUUCAAGUGCACCUCCUUUCCUUGUUAUUCAAAGUGCAGGAGAUAAAGCCAAGGAUACACAACCUGGAAGCCCCUCAGGUGCAAUGCCAAGUCAGAGUGGUCGUGGUACUAGUGUGUGUUCAUCAAAGGGUUAUCAAACUUCCCCUGAGGUUGAAUUGAUGAAGGGGUUAAGCUUCCCAGGGUGUCACGAUCCAAAUUUUGUCAACUUGGUUCUACUGCGUUCAGCACACAUGCUUAGGCCGCUUCAAAAACACAAGAUUGAUAAUGUGAGACGGAUCAGUUCACACCCUCUUCUGCCAUUAUAUUUGACUGGAGGUCAAGACGGCUCUGUACAACUCUGGGAAUGGGGCCACGCCCAGCCUGUUGCUACACCCCGCCCACCUGGAACUUACGCCAAGGUUACGAGGGUAAGAUUUUCACAGCAUGGAAAUAAAUUUGGAGUGGCUGACUCCGAUGGAAAUUUGAGUUUAUUCCAAGUAGGACUAAGUGCUAAUGCAACUAGACCCUUCUUUACGCUCAUGUGCCAUAAUAAAGGUAUCAGCGACUUUGUAUUCUUAGGAUCUUGUAGUUUAUUAGCCACAGCUGGUCAUAGUUCUGAAAGCAAGAACGUCGCUAUCUGGGAUUCUAUCUUACCUCACGGUAAAGCUUUAGUGGUAGCUUUCACUUGCCAUGAUCAAGGAUCUAGUAGCUUGGUAUUUGCUCCACAACAUCAAAUAAUUAUUUCAACAGGAAAAAGAGGAGAUGUAUGUAUAAUGGAUGUUAGGUCUAAAGUUAUAAGGCACAAGUAUAUGGCUCAUGAAAGUGCCGUAAAAUGCAUAGCCUUAGAUCCUCAUGAAGAAUAUUUUGCGACAGGGUCAGCAGAUGGGGACAUUAAGAUUUGGGGAGUGACGAUACCACACUGCCUGAUGUCUCUCCCAUCUGAACAUUCCAGGAGUACAUUUUUCAAGAAUAUUGGUCAAGGAGUAACUCAGUUAUAUCUAGAUGCAAGUGCAAGGUUAUUCUCUUGUGGAACAGAUGGCAGUAUGAAAGUUCGGCAAUUACCAGAUAGGGAAACAUUACUGCACCAUUAAAUGCUUCAAAGCAUUUGUUUGGAAGAAGAAUUUAAAAUAAAUCUAGAAAUUUAUUGCAGAAGUUGUUAUCUUUGAAAAAUUGUAAUUGGUUCCAUUCCAUUGAUAUUUUUUUGAAUCAAGAAAGAUUGCAUGCAGAUUGAAUCAGAAUUUCCUUAUUUACUUUUGUUUAGAAUAGAGUGACGUCGAGAAUGGAACGAUUAAUAUUUUAUUUGUGGUAUUUUGAUGGCUGUAUUAUCAUAGAAAAUCUUAUAUUAUUGUUAGAAAGCUUAUAAUUGCAAUGUACCUACUCGUAUAUAUUCAUGCGUAUAGGAGUGAAAUACUUAUCUAUAACGAAUUUUAAAUGUUCAUGUUGUAUGUAUUUUAUUUAUAAAUUAUCAUCAUCUCAA
This is a messenger RNA of Harmonia axyridis, 9720 nucleotides long. It is a transcript of the gene Rbcn-3A, whose product is annotated as dmX-like protein 2. Bases 131 to 9334 code for a protein of 3067 amino acids. Gene Ontology annotation, biological process: vacuolar acidification. Lineage: Eukaryota; Metazoa; Arthropoda; Insecta; Coleoptera; Coccinellidae. Gene Ontology annotation, cellular component: RAVE complex. Gene Ontology annotation, molecular function: protein binding. The record is from RefSeq and is a predicted model, not a curated record. The transcript has 38 exons.